Molecule: messenger RNA, 576 nt
Organism: Caenorhabditis briggsae
Lineage: Eukaryota; Metazoa; Nematoda; Chromadorea; Rhabditida; Rhabditidae
Exons: 2
Coding region: 1-576 (191 amino acids)
Source: RefSeq, a predicted model, not a curated record
AUGCUUCUGGCCAUCUCUUCUGUAUUCCUAAUAGCCCAAUUGGUUGCCAGUGCUCCAGUGCUCACUGUUCGUGAGGAAAUGGAGCAAAUCUUUCAAAAUUUGACAUCCGAGGCUCAAGAAGACUAUUUUGCGAUUCUUUUCAACGACACGUUGACAUUGAGAGAAUUGGAUGAAAAAUGGGAUCAAUGGGCGGAGAAGCACGGAAUUGCGGAUAAAUGGGCCGCCUACAGUACCAAAUGGCUUGCCAGAAAGGAAAAGUUCAAUGAGACUGUAGUCUUAGCAAUGGAGAGACUUCCAUCCGCCUACCGUAUGAUGAAUGAAAUCACUUCCAACCGCGAACAAACAAUUCAAGAAGUUGGAGAAGCCUUGGAUAAACUUCAGGAGACCUACUACAUGGAAGUCAGUAUGCUGAUGUAUUUCUCAAAAGUAAUGGUACUCAACGAGGGACAAAUUAUGGGUGGAGAAGGACCAGUCGAAGUUGGAAAUGAGGUUUCCGAGGAUUUGAGAAGACUGAGAGAUUAUAAAAAUAAGAUUAGAGGAUUGAAAGCCCUUCUGGUUCCAGGACCAUUGGUUUAA